Molecule: messenger RNA, 2301 nt
Organism: Neocloeon triangulifer
Lineage: Eukaryota; Metazoa; Arthropoda; Insecta; Ephemeroptera; Baetidae
Gene: APC4
Product: anaphase-promoting complex subunit 4
Exons: 10
Coding region: 92-2254 (720 amino acids)
Biological process (GO): anaphase-promoting complex-dependent catabolic process; positive regulation of mitotic metaphase/anaphase transition; protein K11-linked ubiquitination
Cellular component (GO): anaphase-promoting complex; nuclear periphery
Molecular function (GO): protein binding
Source: RefSeq, a predicted model, not a curated record
CCUCCCCUCUCGCUGUUUAAAUUUGUAAACAAACAACGCAUCGCGCAAACUAUUUUUUAUACAAAAAAGUUUAAUUAAAAACAAGUUCGCUAUGAGUUCUUCUACUUCAAUGCGUUUUCUAGAGGAGAGGCAUGUUGCCAUUGUGGUUGACCUGCUUGUUUGGUCACAUCGAAUGGACCUGUUAGCAUUAUCAAACGUAAGAGGUGAAGUCUCUCUGCAGCGGUUGACAUGGCAAAAGGUUUGGACCCUUGCACCACCAAACCAAGGGCUGAUGGUGACUGCCAUGGCCUGGCGACCAGACAGCAAAAUCCUAGCAGUCGCUUAUUCCAACGGAGAGUUGCUGCUGGUCGAUGUUGAGAAUGGUGACGUUGUCCAUAGUCUGAAAAAUGUUGGAGAAGUGUCGUGCCUUUCUUGGCCUGAGUUGAAGGAAGAAGAGAAAAUCUCGCCUUGUAAUUUUAUGGAAGAAAAUUCCAAACUCCUUCCUCCUCUACCACUGCUCUCGAGAAGUUUCGGCCCUAUCAGCAAAGAAGAAAAUGCUGAGGACUCAAAGCAGAUCAGCAGCCAGAAGAAAUUGAACCUCCUUGUUUCUGGAACUGUUAACGGUGUGGUUUCUCUGCACGCCCUGGGUCUCCUCGCAUGUGGAUCAAUCGACAUGACAAACGUUUUCGAAGGCAAAAAGUGCAGAGUCUUGUCUGUUGCCAUGGACUCUGCCUUCAAGAGUUUGAUUGCCACAAUUUCAGUAGAGUCUGAUGAUGGCUGGUUGCUAAAUGUCGUUCAUCUUGAUACUUCGAAGGUUGCGAGCCAUUCGGAACAACUCCUUAUUUUGGUCAAGCAACAUGGUUUGAUUCUUAGUCAAGUUGCGUACCUUGGCCAGACCAUGAGCUCAAUAACAGAAGCGUGGGAAAACAUUUUGAUGGAAAUGGACUCCAAUCUGUCCAAGUAUGCCUCUCAGGUUGGGCCUGGCGCUGUCUCGGCAGACUUUUUGGACCUGCUGAUGCUUGGCUCUGCAAGCACUGAACUUCAGACAUUCCUUUUAAACGACUUGACCGAGAAGGGUCUGAAAAAGUUAGGCCAUUCAAUCGAAUUGUCUUACACAAAUAUCCAGAAGCUGGUUCUGAAACACUUGCAAGCUGUUGGUGCCGCAAUUUACUUUCACACCUCCGGACUCACCGGAAUGGCAAAUGAGAAGUUGUUCCAAGAAAUAGGACUUUGCUCUGAACUCAUAUUGCGAGCUUCGAUUUCAGCCGCAGCAUUUAUUACCAAAGCAACCGAGGUCCAACAAGUUAUUGAUUCUUCCAUGAAAAACUACAAAGCAUUCUUCCGUUGGCUUUACGCAGCGAUCCUGCGUUUGUCAGAUGAGCGGAUUCCACCUGAAAUUGUGAAAAUGCGCCAACAGGAACUGUCAUUCAUUGCCGAGUUUUUGGAAAAGUUUGAUGAGCUUCCAGGUGACGCUGAUGGUAAUAAGCCAAAAUUUAAUCUCGAGCGGCUCGGCCAGUACCUUGUUGACAAAGAUCUGACCACCCCGGGAGACGCUUCCAGUAAUACUUGGUACAAGUUUCUGAGUCAAGACCCUGAACUGAGAGACAACCCUGCCAUCAUUCCAAGGUUCGAGAAAAUGUCCCUGGUACAGCAACACAAGCACUUAUUGGCUGCGACAGACGAGCUGUUUGCUCACCCAUCCUCCAGCUUCCCGAUGCCUCUUUUGCAGAAGAAAAUAAUCCACUUUGUGAAAGAAAUCUCUCAGCUGCGCAUCAGCACCUUUUGCCACCAAGAAAAAUUCAUGGUGACGUUUGUUGAUAGGCAUGGUGCUCACGGCACCCUUCAAUAUGCAGAUAUUUGCCUUAAAACAGUUGAAGAUCCCGCUAGGAAAAUAGCUUUUAAAUUUACUGAAACCGUUAGCCACAAAGUGCUGGACGUCCAGUUCUUUUCCGAAGAGACUGUCUCUGUUCUGCUGGAGCAAGAGCAAGAAAAUAAAAUGGCAGUUUUCUUACAGUUCCCUAGCAGAAUUGCAAUGGAUCAUGCAAGUGCAUUCCCAGGAGAGCCAAAAGAGGCCACAAAUUACUUAGAGCCUAAUUCCCUCCGAAGUUUGGAGAACAUGGUUGGUGCUCAAUUAGCUGUUAGCGGCGAACGCAAGGUAGCUGUUGUGCUAAGCGAAAGUAGAAGGAGAGUUCGUCUUUUUGAAAUGGAGGCAGAAGAGGACGAAGAUGAAGAAGAGACGUUAAAUUCAACUCGUGAAAGUGACCAAGGUUGUUGAUAUCCUUGGCAAAUUUUUUUAACGAAAAUGAAUUAAAAAACGAGACU